This is a messenger RNA of Rotaria socialis, 1290 nucleotides long. Lineage: Eukaryota; Metazoa; Rotifera; Eurotatoria; Philodinida; Philodinidae. The record is from the annotation of a GenBank genome assembly.
AUGUCAUCGGGACAAUUAUUACAUGACCGUGCUCGUUCAUUAUUAACUCUCAUUGAUGGUCUUCAAAUUGAAAGUGAUUUAGUCAGUUCUCGACGUACAAUCGAUGAUUGGCGUACAGAAAUGUUUUCAUUAAUAAAUAAUAUUCAUUUAACUACAAUAAACAGACUUGAUUUAUUAACAAGUCGUUUAAAUCAAUUAAAACAACGCCGUUCAGCAAUGUUAAGACAAGAUAUAUUACCAAAUUUAGGUAAAAUGGUUAUCGAACGACGAAAAACGUUAUCUGAACAAGAGUUAAAUGAUGUCAAAAAGAAAAUAAAUAAAAUUGAUUGUGAUUUACAAGGAUUUGGAAGAAUUUUAGCAAAAGUUAGUAGUGAUGAAAAAAAAUUAAUUGAACAAGUUGAAAUAUUGAAAAGUAUUCAAUGUAAAAAUUCUCAAUUACGUAUUCUCGAUAAUAUUUCAAUACCAAAACGUCGUUUUACACUUGAUUCAUGUCAUUCGCCAUUUCUAGCUGUAGCCGAAGAUAACUCUAUGGUUAUUGAAGAUGAUAAUCAUCUAGUUUUAUUUGAUGAUCAGCGUCGUAUUAAUGAAAUUCCAUGGCAAGGACAUAAAGAGGAUUCAUUUAGUGGUUCAAUCAAAGAUAUCAUCUAUUCAGAUUAUCUUGAACAGUUUUGUAUUUUAUCAGCAUUAAAUUUUUUUACACUUGAUCCACACAUGUCAACAUUAGAAAAAAGUGAACAAUUAAAACCUACUACAGGUAGUCAUUUUCAAUCAGUUGCUUGUCUUCCAAAUUUAUCUGAUGUAUUUUUUGCACUUACAACAUCUGGUGCACGCACCAAUAUUGAACGUUGGUCACUUGUUUCUGGUUCGCUUAUUAGACGAUGGUAUCAUGAUAUAUUUGAAUCUGAUGAUCGGUUUAUAUCAUGUGUACGUGCCAAUGAAACAUGCUUAGCUAUAUGUAUAAAACAAACGAAAACUGAAAAAGAUCGUCCUCAUGAUAAUUAUCAAUGGCGUGUUGAUUUAUUUGAUUUUUCACUUGUUCGAAUGUAUCGUGGUGUUAAUUUGAAAUCUGGCGGUUUAGGAACUUAUAUAACUCCAUAUGAUGAUCGAUCGUGGUUAGCCGUGAAUGGCAAUGAUAUAUGGCUAUUAGAUGAACAAGCUGGAAUUAUUGAAGAAAAAACACUUGAUGACCGUGAACAGUUACAUAAUAUAAUCGUGAAAGAUGAGGAUAUAAAUGGGCAAAGACAACUUAUUGUUAAAAUGGGUAAACCAGCUGAAUUACGUUUUGUUUAG